UAUCUAUGACGACGAUUGUGGCGUGAACUGCCUGUAAUACUGGAUGUGUAGACUUAAACUUACAAGGAAAUUGUAAUUUUAAUUGAGAGUUUUGUUUGUUUCCACAAAGUCGAAAAUUAUUGAAGCGAUUGCGCAGAAAUGAAGGCAUUCUGUGGACGACUCAAACCGACAAUUGAAGGUUUUGACUGCGUGGAGGAGAGCGAAGAGUACGACUAUCACCAAGAGAUUGCCAGGUCCAGCUAUGCUGAUAUGCUGUAUGACCAUGACAGGAAUAAAAAGUACUACCAGGGCAUCCGGGCAGCUGUGGCCCAUGUCCAGGCUAAGGGUGAGAGUGUCAUUGUCCUGGACAUUGGAACAGGAACUGGCUUAUUGUCCAUGAUGGCUGUUACCGCUGGAGCUGACUUCUGCUAUGCUGUGGAGGUUUUUAAGCCUAUGGCUAAGGCCGCUAAGUGCAUUGUGGAGAAAAAUGGCUUCGCUGACAAAAUCAAGAUUAUCAACAAACACUCAACUGACGUUACUGUUGGGCCAGGUGAAGAUAUGGAAAUGAAGGCCAAUGUCCUCAUCACAGAACUUUUUGAUACAGAGCUGAUUGGUGAAGGGGCUCUGCCGAGCUAUGAACAUGCUCACCAGAAUCUUGUUCAGAAAGGUUGUGUGGCAGUCCCACACCGGGCCACUGUCUAUGCCCAGCUGGUCCAGUCACAACUAUUAUGGAGCUGGGCUCAGCUGCAGCCAAUAGAGGUGCAGGGCACUCAGUUGUUGCCCCCGCCUGCUGUGGCCAACUGCAGCGGCUCUCAUGCAGUAUGUGACAUUCAGCUCAGCCAGAUUUCACCCCAUAGCUUCACUGCUUUGGGUCCAGUCUGCACCAUGUUUAGUGUGGACUUUAGUAAGCCUGUAAGCAGUGCCCCCCAGUCCUACUCCUCUCAGUUUGUGGCUCAAAGCAGUGGUCAGGCUCAAGUGGUGCUCUCCUGGUGGGACCUAGACAUGGAUCCCACUGGAACCAUUGUGUGUACCAUGGCUCCCAGCUGGACAUACCCACAGCCAAAGAUGGCUCCAUGGAGAGACCACUGGAUGCAGAGUGUUUAUUUCCUGCCUAUUGAGUGCAAGGUGGCAAAAGGAGAAGAUCUGAGUCUAAAUGUUGACCACGAUGACUACAGUUUGUGGUACAGCCUCCAGUCUCACAGCCGGCAACAUUCACAGGACAACGUGAUUCGCUCCCGGCCGUCCUGUACAUGCCAGGCCCACCUGGUUUGGAACCGACCACGAUUUGGUGAACUUAAUGACAAAGUUCGCACAAAGAGCUAUGUCAAUGCACUGCACAGUGUGCUGAAGGAGGACAGCAUCUGUCUCGGAGUGAGUGAUGGAAGUCUUCUUCCUGUGUUUGCACAGCUCUUGGGAGCCAAAAAAGUCUGCAGUUUGGAAAACUUCAGCAUGACGAAACAGGUUAUUGAGCAGGUCCUGGAAGCCAACUCAAUGAGAGGACGAGUUGAGCUGCUGGAUAUCAGGCCUGAGCAGCUGACCAGUAAAGAUUUAGGAGGAGAGCAGAUUUCACUGCUUAUAGGUGAACCAUACUUCUGCACAAGCCUGCUACCAUGGCACUCUUUGUACUUUUGGUACUGCCGCACCAUCCUUGCGGGCCUUCUUCGACCCAAUGCCACCAUCCUGCCCUGCUCCGCCACUCUUCACAUGGUGGCAGUAGAGUUCCAGGAUUUAUGGAAGAUACGUGCUCUGUGUGUUACAUGUGAGGGAUUUGAUGUCACGCCUAUGGAUGAAAUGAUCCAGAAGUCAUUGGAUAUUCAGGAGUCUCGCGAGGCAGAGCCCCACCCUCUGUGGGAGUAUCCAUGUCGUGCUUUGACUCAGUCCACAGCUGUCAUGACCUUUGACUUCACCCACUGUAUCCCUCAACAGCCUAUCAUCAGCCAAGGCGCUCUACCAUUCAUAAGAAGUGGCAACUGCCAUGGUGUAGCAAUGUGGUUGGAGUACCACCUAACCCGGGACAUUUCAGUAAGCGUGGGCUUAACUGAACCAAUCAGUGAAGAGGGCCACUGUGAGUGGAGUCGCCAUAGUAAACAAGGAGUAUAUUUCUUCAGAUCGGGAUGGGAGAAUUCUGCUAAUGACAGAGCUGCUUUGUUUUACAACUUUAUCUUUGAGCCCAGUUCAGGAGACAUCAAGAUGGACUUCAAUUGCAAGUCUCAUUGAUAUGGUUGAAUUAAAAACUUUUUACAGUUAUGUAUUAGUUCACAAAGAAUAAAUUGGCUGUUGUGUCUACUAUGAAAUAUAAGCAGCAGAGGUGGGCGUUACGUCAGUACUGACUAUGUUUUUUAGUCCAGAAAGCAAG
This is a messenger RNA of Syngnathus acus (greater pipefish), 2335 nucleotides long. RefSeq names its product protein arginine methyltransferase 7 (gene prmt7). The transcript has 17 exons. Gene Ontology annotation, biological process: peptidyl-arginine methylation. Lineage: Eukaryota; Metazoa; Chordata; Actinopteri; Syngnathiformes; Syngnathidae. The record is from RefSeq and is a predicted model, not a curated record. The coding region runs from base 139 to 2196 and encodes 685 amino acids. Gene Ontology annotation, molecular function: protein-arginine omega-N monomethyltransferase activity.